Messenger RNA from Pomacea canaliculata, 2468 nucleotides. RefSeq lists its product as uncharacterized. The coding region runs from base 1445 to 2362 and encodes 305 amino acids. Gene Ontology annotation, molecular function: protein dimerization activity. The record is from RefSeq and is a predicted model, not a curated record. The transcript has a single exon. NCBI's taxonomy places the organism in Eukaryota, Metazoa, Mollusca, Gastropoda, Architaenioglossa, Ampullariidae.
CUCACACUAACAGGCUCCAGUGUUUGGCUCUGAGACAUUUGACAAACUCGUGUCCCCAAGAAGCGGUGUCUGUCCCUAAGGUUACCUGCGCCGACCACAAACCAGGCUCACGGGCACCAGUGUCACCUGCACCUGACAGUCGGCUCUCACCUCGGAGAGAAACUUGCCGGCCAGCUGCAAGCAUGGGAGUGGAGGCUGGUGUGGACGGGGGGUGGGGAGAAGCUUAGGGUGGGUGGGGAUCGUUCGUCACCCUUCCUGGUUUCCAUGCGAACCUUCCAUCAACCAGUCAGUGUCAAGCCGCAGCCCCACCUUUCCCCUCCUACCUGCAAUAUUGACGUGGCGGUGGGCGUGGCCCCGCUGCUAUUUUCCAAGCCUCUCCAGUUGCUCUUACGGUUUCCGCGGCAUCCGACAAGGUCAACAAGUCGCCAGGCCUGGGAGCACGCCCACGGAGCCAGCCACACACACCCCGGGUGUCUCCUGUCUCUGUGAAUGCAGCUCUGCCGACGGACCCCAUAACGGGCACGACAACGAUUGUUGGCGCUUUAAUCAGACGUGGAGUGGGAGGCCAUUAUUCAGGUGUAUAACUCGAAGAAUCCUGAAAGAUGGGAGUGGGGAAGAGGGGAAGGCGGAGGAGGAGAGUGGCUAGCGGGUGGAGGUGGGAGGAGACAAGAGUUACGGUACCUGUGCUAUCGUUUCUGUGACCACUGUGAGAGUAGGGUUUUUUUCAAAAUAAAAAAAAAAGAGACGGAUGAAUAGUUUUUAUUUCCGGGUGAGCAGUAGUCCGGGCUCGACAAGUGGGCCGUGAUUGGAACGACCCCGCCUGGCAGACCCGCUCCUUUCAGGGAUGUGCCGCCUUCCCAUCACCGACCGGCAGUGAUUCCACCCACUGUCGACAUCUUUUAGCUGCUGGCGCACCGCAGACUUGCUUCAGCAGCUUCAGGUGUCAAGCAGGCCAAGUGGCAAAAAUAUUCAUCGAUCCUCUUUCAAUCUUCGCGCAUAAAAGCUGACUGACGCGCAGACCGGAGGAGCGGAGCGCCGUCUGCAGGCAGUGGUGGACGCCUCGUGGUUCCACAGCUGAGCCCCCAGACACUAGGAACCCCCGUGUCUUGUACUUCCCUUCAGUCACUAAGAGUUCUGAUUUUAUAUUUCGGCACUAUGUUCGUGGAGGAAGUACAUAAGGUUAUUUGUUUCGUGCUCUGUGGAUAACACCUACUUUUCUCCAACAAAAGUGAGAAGACCAGAAAAUACAAAGACCACAAGAACUUUUUUGAGAAGAAGAAAAAAUUCUCAAAUUUAAAAGCCGUGUUAAGUGGACCCUCAUGGUCAACAAAUUCUGCGUUUUUAACAAAAACGGAAGUAAAAGGAUUUUUUGAAGAAAAAAAAGACAUUUUUUGAGUGGAGGGAGAAAAAGAGUUGGUAUUGCAAUCGGUGGACAAAAGGACCAAUGAGCGCAAAGGACAGUACCGUCAACAAAAACACGGGGCUGCUGCAUGAACGUGUUGUGGACAGUGGUGCCUGCACGCACUCGGCGCAACUAACGUACACGUCCCUUGACAGCCCCGCUAUGACCUGCACCUCCUCUCACCGAGUUUUAUCCCCCCUUCGUUCCGAUGCAAGUCGCCUGACAGAAGAGGAAAGACGUCCAGACUGGUGGCAUGAGUCCUACAGCAGCUGCCAGAAAACUUGCAGACUGGGGUUCCCCACCAAACGAAAGCACGCUGCCGAGGACACCGGACACUGCGAGGACAGACUGCAUCCGGGUAUUCGUGAUUCGACAGGGGAGCCCGCUCUCAAGCUUCGGACCGUCAGACCGAGGCUGGUCUUUUCUCCAGACCCAGUCUGCUUUGGCGUUGGGACGCAGAAGCAGUUCCGAACAGGUGAAAAUCUGUCUCCGUGCGCCUCGGCCCCAAGUCUGGCCAGGAAAGCACUUGACGACUCUGCAAAGCACGACCAUCACAUCGCCGGCGUCGUCUGCUCGCGUCCUCCACUGCAGAUCCCGAAGGCGCAGCGCAUCCUGUCUUGGUCCCCCGCUCUCUCUUGUCUUGGCCGUUGCGAGAUUGGCGAGGGAGAUCCUCCCAGCUCCGCCCCCGACUACAGCUGCUGCUCGUGCUUCAGGACGACUUUCAAGAAGCAGCUGCUGGUGGUGGACAGCGGAGGGGAGGAGGUCAAGGACGUCUUCGUUAAGCGGCGAGUCUCCGCCAACGCCAGGGAGAGGAGGAGGAUGCAGAGCAUGAACGUCGCCUUCGACCAGCUGCGUGACGUCAUUCCGUCGUUUGGAGGGAACCGGAAGUUAUCGAAAUACGAAACAUUGCAAAUGGCGCAGAGCUACAUCGCAGCCCUAGAAGACGUGCUGAAGAGGUGACGAGGACAAAACUUUUUUAUUUUAUUUUUAUUAUUUUUUUAUUAUUAUUAUUAUUAUUAUUUAAUGAAAUUAAUUUUGAAACAACUCGUUGAAAAAAAAACUUUUA